CCAACCCGCUCCACGCACGCCUUCACCACCAGAAGGAAAAACCACCGCAAUUCAAAACAAAAAAAAAAGAGAGAGAGAAGGAAAAACCACCAGCGGAGGAGGGCGGAGGGGGAGAGAGAGAUGAGGGAGACGGGAAAAGGGAAAUAAAAAAGAGAGAGACCGAGAGAGGCGAAGCAAGGAGGAGGAGGCUCGGAAUAAUUCCUCGCGGGUGAGGAAUCUCGACGGGUCCGGCCGCGGAGGAGCCCGGCGAGGCGGUGAUCUGGGGGGGCGAUCGGAGGCGCGCGCGCAGAUUUGUGUUUGGGGGCAAGCCAUGAGCAGCGCUACCUCCGGUUGUUAACUAAGCAACCCCCUCUUGUGAAUCGAAAAUGAUGUUGCAGAAGAGGUUGUCCUUAGAGAUGGAGUCGUGCGGUAGAGGCCAAGCUGCUGCGGAGAUACCGCGCGUUCCCAAGUCCGCGAGGGGCAAGAGAUCGGCCCGGAAGAAGGAGGCCCAGAGCCAGAUGACGAUGUCCGCAUUCGACCUUCUCGCGACGGUGGCCGGGAAGCUGCUUGAUGAGGGCGAGGGUUCGCUCGGGAACACGAGCGCCGGUGCCCCGGCCUUGAAUGCGUGCGUGAAGCAGGAGCAGUGUGAUGAGGAAAUGGAGCAUUUCAAGCAUGAUGUGACGGAUCAGGAUAGUUGUAAUGAGAGUGCAAUUCUCCCCCACAUUGUGUUUCAGCUGGUGAAUCAUGCUCGGAAUGACGAUCCAAAGGCGAAGUCUGAAGCCCAGGACAAGGAAUCCUCCAUGAUCAGCUGUACCAAUGCUGAUUUGGGUUGUAAUUUCAGGGCAAUCGCAGAUUCUUGGUCGGCUGAAUCCAUGGAAGCUGGAGCCUUCGCUGGAGAUGCAGCGGCGAGCCUGAUGCCGGCUGCCACAGCGGGAUUUCAUAAGAAUGCACCUGACAUGUAUAAUUUGCUUGAUCCAAUGGAUGUGGACGUGAAGCCUCCUCCUUUGGUCAGCUCUGAAACCACCGGUGAGAUGCCAUUGCAUGGCGAUAAAAUUUGCCGCUCAAUCUCCUUACCAAGGGCCCUGAAGGGUGUCACUGGGUAUGCUGUAGAUAGAGAUGAUGAUGACGAUAAGUCCUCUGGGUGCACUCACCCAAGCACCGCUACUAACAUGGAUUUCAGGCCCAAUUGUACGGCUGAGCAUAGUAGGGUAAGGAAGCUGCUCACUUGUAAGUACAGGAAAGUUGCUCCAGCCAGGAUGCACAAAUCAGAUCUUUCCUAUAGUGAUGUUGAGCGGAAGCCUUCUUUCCGCAACAAGAAAAUGCAUUAUACAGGACAGAGGACACAAAGGAGUACAUUUAAGCGGAGGAAGCUCUUUGAUCAUCAUGCAGUUCUAGCAUCUGAAUUUGGUAGAGCAAAUGGAAAGGGAAACACAAAGGUUACUGGAAGAGACUCCAAUGCUGCUUCUUUUGAAGCAAACAAGGGGACCAAGUCAAUGCCAUUCCAGAAAUCUUGUGCAUCAAAUGAUUGCCAUGUGAAACUUAGAAUUAAGUCUUUCAAGGUGCCUGAACUUCUUGUUGAAAUCCCAGAUAGUGCAACGGUUGGCUCACUAAAGAAAACUGUUCUUGAGGCAGUGAAUGCCAUUCUUGGAGGUGGUCUACGCGUUGGUAUUCUUCACCAUGGAAAGAAAGUCAGAGAUGAUAGUAAAACAUUAAUGCAGGCUGGGAUUGGUCAGGAUGAUAUCCUGGAUAACCUUGGUUUUUCACUUGAACCCAACUGUACGCACAACCCAUCACAAGUCCAACCUCCCGAAGAUAUCAGUUUCAUAGAAGCCAUUGAUAUUACUGAACCCCUCGCAAGGAUUGCGCCUACUGACUCGUCUUCCAAACAUGGUGAAGUCGACGUGUCCCAUGAGCUUGCAUUAACCCCCUUAGCAAUGAACUACCAGGGCAGCGAUCAUGAUUCUGUGCACUCCCCUGGGGGCGUCUCAUCACCUGAUAAAGUUUCCACAAACUCACGAGCUUUAGUUCCAGUUCCAGCUGCAGGCCCCAAUGCAGGGGCUUUAGUUGCAGUGAAUAAGUCAAAGAGGUCACCAGAGCAGGGGCAACGCCGUAUCAGGCGUCCGUUCUCUGUUGCUGAAGUAGAAGCACUUGUGCUUGCAGUUGAAAAGCUUGGGACUGGAAGGUGGCGAGAUGUUAAACUCCGCGCUUUUGACAACGCAAAGCACAGGACAUAUGUUGAUCUUAAGGACAAGUGGAAGACGCUGGUGCACACGGCGAGCAUCUCGCCUCAGCAGCGGCGUGGCGAGCCGGUGCCGCAGGAGCUGCUGGACCGGGUCUUGGCUGCCCAGGCCUACUGGUCCCAGCAGCAGGCCAAGCUCCAGCCUAAGACGCCCCCGCUGACUGAGGCUCGCUUGCUUACCUAAUAACUCAUGAUCCCCGGCUGAUGGCCUCCUCGGAGGCCCUUGCAGCCUUUGUAUAAAGUCAGUAAGUCAGUCAGUCCCUUCACAGGAGGUUUAAGGAAGAUAUUAGAAAAGAAAAAGAAUACAUAUAUAAGGUACAGGAAGCAUUGACCGAUUUGUUGUAAUAUCUACUCACCACUGGUAAUUCUUUAAGCCAGAAUUCUCUCUCCUUGUGAAAUUUAACCAAAAGGAAAGGGUAUUUCUUUGGCAAAUUGUACAUGUUGAUCAUGAUAGAAGAAGAUGAUCCAUGAACUGAGAUCUGCAGUGUCUACUAAUAGCUCACAAUUUAUUUUUAUUUUUUUUUAUUUUUUUUUUUUUGCAAUUGUGGUUUAAGAAACUGAAGGUGCUGCAGGAACAAGCUCCAGCUCCGGCUUCUGAGUUCUGUCGUGAAGUAGUUGUUGCAUCUUACAGAAGCUGUGAGUCCAACAUUUUAGUGUAUCUGGCUUGAAGUGCAGCCUAUCUAUGACUCACUAAUAGAGACGGUCACAAAGCUUCA
Molecule: messenger RNA, 2934 nt
Organism: Setaria italica (foxtail millet)
Lineage: Eukaryota; Viridiplantae; Streptophyta; Magnoliopsida; Poales; Poaceae
Product: telomere repeat-binding protein 5
Exons: 10
Coding region: 366-2402 (678 amino acids)
Molecular function (GO): protein binding
Source: RefSeq, a predicted model, not a curated record